AUGACGACCCACUACUACUAUCUGUUGGCAGUGAGACUGCUGCUCAUAGCUGCGGCCGGCCGGCAAAAGCUUAGCAAGGCGGAGCCGGUGACACUGCCGGGGUGUCCCGACAGGUGCGGGGACGUGAGCAUCCCUUACCCCUUUGGCACCAAGGAUGGCUGCUUCCUGCCAGGCUUCCAAAUUAUCUGCAACGACACCUUCCAUCCGCCCCGCGCCUUCUUUCCUUAUGACCCUCCUAAUUGCAACGAGGACUCCUUGGAGGCCUCGAUCGACUGCCUAGUUUCGCAGCUCAACUCCAGAAAGCCGCUGAUCAUGACCAAGGAUAGCAUCUACAGCUUGAACGACAUAGAGGACUAUACUAUGCCUGGAAACAUGUCCUUCUCGCCGGUCGAGCUCACCGGCGUGUCCGUCGCGGAUGCGAAACUGCAGGUGCACGCUCCGUUCUGCUACGACUGCAAAUUGAACGAGACGCAUUACUCGUAUAGGGGGGAGAUUAGAAUAUCCUUCCCGUCCUUGUCACCCUUCUUCAUGACGGAGGAAAGCACCGUGUUGAUGGCCAUCGGGAAGCACACGAGCGCAAGUCAGUUAAUGGGGCCCCCUUGCGAAGCAGUCGUUACCUUCGACGACGCUGUCAACGGGAAAUGCUUGGGGCGGGGUUGCUGCCAGGUCCCCAUUCCGCCGCAAGACACCAGCAACCAAGGUUCUUUUAUUUGCAUUACAAACUACAAAGAUGACUGCGUCUAUGGCAUGUUUGUGGACAAGUCCUGGUACAAAUUCACAUCGCUGGACCUCCACGGUGAUGUUUUCAUGCGGAAGAACAAGGCCAGAGGGGUGCCCGUUGUUGUAGACUUUGUCAUCGCCAACCAUUCGUGUCCACGGCCUGGCCAACCGGCCCCCAAGGGAUACGCGUGCGCCGGUGACAACACCAUGUGCGUCCAAGUACCCUUGGACCUGAUGGCCGAUGGCUACGCGGCCACGGGGUACACGUGCAGGUGCUCGCAAGGGUACCAAGGCAACCCAUACAUUCCAAAUGGCUGCCGAGACAUUGAUGAGUGUAAGAAUCCAGAUUUGUAUCCUUGCCACGGGAAAUGCCACAACACGGAAGGAGGAUACAAAUGUGCUUGCCCUGCCGGAACAAAGGGCAACGCCAAACUUGACCAUUGCACGGAAAUGUUUCCCCUGCCAGCGAAGCUGGGCGUAGCUGCAAUAGGAGGCCUUUUUGUCAUAGCACUUGUCGCGUUCAUUCUCCUUCUUCGUAGACAAAAGAGGAAGAUGAGACAACUUUAUAUGAAAAAUGGAGGACCUGCACUAGAAAAGGCAAACAAUAUAAAGAUUUACACAAGGGAGGAGCUCAAGCCAAUUUUGAAGUGUGCCAAUUUUAUAGGAAAAGGCUGCUUUGGUGAAGUUUACAAGGGUUAUCUUGAUAACCAACUAGUUGCAGUAAAGAAGCCUGUUACCGACAGUGUGGCACAUAACGAGCAAUUUGCAAACGAAGUCAUUAUUCAGUCUCAAGUCAUCCACAAGAACAUUGUCAGGCUCAUAGGUUGUUGCCUAGAAGUUGACAUCCCAAUGCUAGUCUAUGAGUUCCUCUCCAAAGGUAGCCUUGAUUACACUCUUCACAGCAACAACAAGGUGCCUCUUGAUCUUGAUGUGCGUUUAAAUAUUGCCGCAGAAUCAGCGGAAGGUCUAGCCUACAUGCAUUCAAAAACCGGCAAAAGAAUUCUGCAUGGUGAUGUGAAACCAGCAAAUAUACUCUUGGAUGAUGAUUAUGUACCAAAAAUAUCUGACUUUGGUAUAUCAAGGAUGAUUGCAAGGGAUAAAGAACACACCACAUCUGUCAUUGGUGAUAGGACUUACAUGGAUCCAGUGUAUCUACAAACUGGAUUACUGACGGAAAAGAGUGAUGUCUACAGUUUUGGAGUACUACUCUUGGAACUUGUUAGCAGGAGGAAGGCCACUUAUUCCGACCAUAACAGCUUAGUGAGGAAUUUUGUUGAGGCUCACAAAAAAGAUGAGAUGCCAAUCGAGCUGUUUGACAAGGAACUUGUAGAACCAGGAGAUUUGGAGCUUCUUGGUAGCCUUGCAAGGGUUGCCGUGGAAUGCCUUAAUCUUGAUGUGGAUGAAAGACCAGCAAUGACAGAUGUUGCAGAGCGCCUUCUCAUGUUGAAGAGAUCACGUAAGUAGUUAUAGACAUGAGUGUAUGUUUGCUGCGAGACCAUUGACUUCCUUGCAUGCUUGUCCAUCUGUUUUUGGGGAUGUUUUUGCUGGUUCCCCCCCAGCCGUACCUUUGUUAAGUUGGUAAUCCCAGCAGUUGUAUCCUUGCUCUCUGUUUGCACUCAGACCUGUUUUAGGGCUUUAUUAUAAAGUCGGACCAUUGUGGCUUUCGUUCC
Molecule: messenger RNA, 2390 nt
Organism: Triticum dicoccoides
Lineage: Eukaryota; Viridiplantae; Streptophyta; Magnoliopsida; Poales; Poaceae
Product: wall-associated receptor kinase 2-like
Exons: 4
Coding region: 1-2184 (727 amino acids)
Biological process (GO): cell surface receptor signaling pathway; protein phosphorylation
Cellular component (GO): plasma membrane
Molecular function (GO): ATP binding; polysaccharide binding; protein serine/threonine kinase activity
Source: RefSeq, a predicted model, not a curated record